Messenger RNA from Drosophila novamexicana, 749 nucleotides. RefSeq lists its product as uncharacterized. The transcript has 4 exons. Lineage: Eukaryota; Metazoa; Arthropoda; Insecta; Diptera; Drosophilidae. Bases 72 to 557 code for a protein of 161 amino acids. The record is from RefSeq and is a predicted model, not a curated record.
CUUCAGGGAACUCUCGUCAUAAUGCAGAAAAUUAAAUUCAACUGUCAUAAAUUGCAUACUUACUAACCAAGAUGGCUUGUCACUGCAAGUACUUUAUAAAGAUUUUGAACAAAUGCUGCUUCUGCUUCUCGCUGCGCACGGGCACAUUAUUGUUGGGCUGCAUAUUCUUGACCUGGUUCGUUUACCUAUGCCUUGGCAGCGCUUUCAUGAUGCGGUGCAUCUUCCCCAACGAAUAUCAGCGUGAGAUUUUUGGUCCUCCGGCAGCCCCAAAGACAACAAUGGUCUUCUCGUUCUUUGGCAUCAUAGCCGCCUCAAUGGUUUGCAUUGGAGUGCAUAAUAAUAACGAACUGUUGUUUGUGCCAUUUCUGGUGCUCACUCCUUUCUAUAUCUUCGUGCACAUAAUAGCUAUGAUAGUGUAUGCCUGGGUCUGGGUCAUCAUCGCUCUCUUUCUAAUUACAAUAAUUGUUUUAAUCUAUGCCUGGGUGAUAAUCUUCUCCUACUUUUCGGAACUGCGCUAUGCCUACGAUGAUGAGCAGCCACACCACACCUACAUCUAAGACACAAAUUGGUCAAAACGGUUUAUUUAUUUUCUGCAUGUUUUAAUUGAUUUGCUGGAGUAAAAAUUGUUCAAGUGAAUAAUUCGUUUUAGUCGCCAGUCUAAUGAAAGUUUUCCAUUGGAAAAGAGAGUUGCCUACUGUUGUCAAUGGAAAAUUUUUCCGGUCUGUGUGUGUUGGGAAAAUGCUUGCAUG